Molecule: messenger RNA, 903 nt
Organism: Zasmidium cellare ATCC 36951
Lineage: Eukaryota; Fungi; Ascomycota; Dothideomycetes; Mycosphaerellales; Mycosphaerellaceae
Exons: 4
Coding region: 1-903 (300 amino acids)
Molecular function (GO): dioxygenase activity
Source: RefSeq, a predicted model, not a curated record
AUGACUGCCAUACCCAUUGCCGACAUAUCAGCCUUUGUGGGCGGACAAGAUGAGCAGACGAAAAGAAAGGCCGCCAAACAGCUCGCAGAGGCCGUAAAACUGCACGGAUGUGCUGGUAUUACUGGCCAUGGCCUACCUGAGACCGACCUUCAUGAUGCGUUUUCCACCAUGCGCAAGCUAUUCGAUCUUCCUCUCGACGAAAAGAUGCGAGCGCCACACCCUGAUGGCCCAAUGCCUCAUCGAGGCUAUUUGGCUACGGCGAAGGAGAAGUCGGGAAAGCUCGGCGCUGUCUACAGUACUUCUGAGAGUGAAAAAACAUUUUACUCGAAUGCCAUCGACUGGAAGGAAACGUACGACAUUGGCCAUGAAGACAACGAGGAGCAAAAGAACAUCUGGCUUCCGGAUGAGGUCUUGCCAGGGUUUCGGCCGCACAUGGUAAACCUACAUGGUCAACUUGCCACCAUCACUCAAGCGAUCCUUGAAGGUUUGAUGUUGGGCAUGGACUUGAGCGAAGAAGAGUGCAAGACAUCGUACACACUCCUUUUCCAAGAGUCAGAGUCUGGCCUCGAAUUCCAGAAUCGAGAGAGCGGCGAGUACAUGUCGGCAUCGCCUCGAGAAGGAAUGCUGUACCUGAACAUCGGCGAGUUCAUGGAAAGAUUCUCGAAUGGCCUUUAUCCGUCUGCAAUGCAUCGAGUAGCGGUUCGUCCUGCACAGAACGGCGAGAAAACGAUUCCUUCCCGGUUUUCGAUCCCAUUCUUCACCAUGAUCAAUUCCGCAGAAUCCAUUUAUCCGAUGCCUUCGCGAGUCGAAGCGGAUGGAAAAGCCAACUUUGAGCCUGUCGCAUUUAAAGACCUGGUACAAAAGCUGUUCAAUACGCUGCUGCCGGCCGCGAAUGGUGCCUAG